GGGAGCCAGUGUAUUUUCCAAAAUCGAUCUCCGCUCUGGUUACCAUCAGCUAAAAAUCAGAGAGGCCGACGUGGCCAAGACCGCUUUCCGAACUAGAUACGGUCAUUAUGAGUUUGUUGUGAUGCCGUUUUGUUUAAGCAAUGCGCUAGCGGUAUUCAUGGAUCUCAUGAACCGUGUCUUCCAUCCAUUUUUGGACCAGUUUGUCAUCGUCUUCAUUGAUGACAUUUUGGUCUAUUCCAGUAGCCCGGAGCAGCAUGAGGAGCACUUGAGAACCGUUUUGGAGACUCUUCGGCGUGAGAAGUUAUACACCAAGUUCUCAAAGUGCGAAUUUUGGCUCAAUCGAGUGGCUUUCCUAGGCCAUAUCGUCACAUCUAGAGGAAUUGAGGUAGACCCAAGCAAGAUUGAAGCAGUUCGAAACUGGUCAAAACCAAGAAAUGCCACCGAGGUUCAGAGUUUUCUCGGUUUGGCAGGAUAUUAUAGACGUUUCAUCGAGGGGUUUUCGAAGAUUGCCCUACCCUU
Messenger RNA from Striga hermonthica, 519 nucleotides. The record is from the annotation of a GenBank genome assembly. NCBI's taxonomy places the organism in Eukaryota, Viridiplantae, Streptophyta, Magnoliopsida, Lamiales, Orobanchaceae.